Messenger RNA from Gasterosteus aculeatus aculeatus (three-spined stickleback), 2123 nucleotides. It is a transcript of the gene rabl2, whose product is annotated as RAB, member of RAS oncogene family-like 2. NCBI's taxonomy places the organism in Eukaryota, Metazoa, Chordata, Actinopteri, Perciformes, Gasterosteidae. The record is from RefSeq and is a predicted model, not a curated record. Gene Ontology annotation, molecular function: GTP binding; GTPase activity.
UGGGUGAGCGUUGUGAAAGCAUUCUUGACAGGCGCCUGUGAGGACAGCAUGACGCAGGGGUCCAUUGGGCGUCCCGGUUGCAUAGAAACGAAAACACGCAAACGCUUUAUGAAGCGGGCAGGCUUUUAAUAUCGGUGUUGUCUUGAAGAGGAUCUACAGCGCUCUGCUUGCGAUAGACAAACGUGACUCGAGAUUAAACAGACUCCGGCGUGUGGAUAAGUAGCUUUUGUUAAACAACAUCGUGUAAGUGUUAAUGCUACUACAGCUUGCGACGUUAGCCGAUUGGUAAUUAGCAGCCGCUGGAGGUGAAGAACGGUAACCGUAACCAUUCACGUCAGAGACUUUAAAAAGUAAAAUAAUCAAUUGCCUCAUCUGUGCCAUUCUGAGAUCCAUACAGCACCAGUGUUGUCGAUGUGUUGAGGACAGACGAGCCGGUGAAAUUGGCGAUCUCGAACCGAGCCACACGAUGUUAACCUCAGCUAACCGAUGGAAAGCUAACGUUAGCUUGCGCACAUUUCCGUAGUCAAAGGGAUGCUAGCGCUCUUUAUCUUGGAUCAAUAUCUCCAGGUGACCGUACUCGUCAUUUCCCUUAGCCGAGUGUUGACUUUCAUUAUCGCCCCAGGCAAAGGGAAAACUAGUUUAAAAAGAGAAUAACGUAAAAAUGGCGGACGACAUUGGCAGCAUCCCUGAACUGGACCAAAGGAAAUACGAUUCGGACGAACAGGUGAAGAUCAUCUGUCUGGGAGACAGCGCAGUUGGUAAAUCUAAGCUGAUGGAGAGGUUUCUCAUGAACGAAUAUCGUCCCCAGCAAAUGUCAACCUACGCGUUGACCCUCCACAAACACAAAGCCACUGUAGGAAACAAGACCGUAGAAGUCGAUUUCUGGGACACGGCUGGUCAGGAGAGAUUUCGGAGCAUGCAUCCCUCUUACUACCACAAAGCACACGCGUGCAUCAUGGUUUUUGAUGUUCAAAGGAAGGUAACGUAUAAGAAUCUGGCCUGCUGGUAUACGGAGCUAAGGGAGUUCAGACCGGAGAUUCCCUGUUGCGUGGUUGCUAACAAAAUUGACGCUGAUAUGAAGGUCACACAGAGAAGCUUUAACUUUGGGAAGAAGCAAGGAAUCCCAUUUUACUUUGUGUCAGCGGCUGAUGGGACUAAUGUUGUUAAGAUGUUCAGAGAGAUGAUCAAGAGAGCAGUGGACUACAAGCAAAACCCCAGCGAUUUCAUGGAUGAAGUAAUGCAAGAAUUGGAGAACUUUGACUUGGAGAAGAAAGAAGAUGAUCCUGAAGCAGAUGAGGACAGAUUGCAGGCCGAGCGCCCCGAGGCGGUCUGACGGAUGUUUACACACCUUUUCAAACCCUCCGGCUGUCGUCGUCGUCUCCUCAUGGGGUUGAUUCUCCACAGGCACAUUGUUGGUCCCGAUGGGCUGUUGGGGAUUGGCUUUUAUACCAUUGGUUUGCAGCUACCACGGGAGGUCAGAAGACUUUUAGUCAGGUUUUAAGUAACUGCCCUCCUUCUGUCCAAUGACUCAGAGAAAUGAGCCUGGUGGAAUAAAGGAAUUGUGUUGUUUACCAAGUUUCUAUACUAUUUUAGAGAUGUCAUUCAUACUUGCAAUAUCAGCUAUAGUAGAAAAUCCUACCAUGAGGCUGAAUGUGUUUUAUUUUGUGAUAAGAAUGUGAAGCAUUGAAGACUAACUCAAGCAGAUCAAAGAGAUUGUGUCAUUAUAAACCGUGUUUGCUGCUGUUCUCGAUGUUUGUUAGUUGUGUGCAAUGCCAGCGGGACUAGUGGCUACGUUUGUUGUAUUCAUUUUAGAAUUGUCUAUUUGUCAGCAACCUUUUAAAUGAAAAGAUAAUGUACCAUGUAACCAAAUUGUUAUCAAAUGUCUCUUUCUGACUUGCUGUGUGCAGAAGUAGGCACAGGAGCAGUAAAUAGUCAACUUCAGCGUAUUAUAGCAUACAUACGGGGGUAGACCUCCGCUGUAAUGUUUUAGCCUUGUGAAAUGCUCAGCCAGUCGUGUCCUACAUGAUGCUUUUUAGAAAGCCGUGUGUAUGUUCCUUCAUUUUGGAAGAAUGUCGCAUGUUAAGUUAUAUUAAACCAGUUUUAUGGCUGAAGGUGAUGUUCAA